GUUUACUUUCCUUUUUUGUGUGUCACUUAAAAGGCAAGUGUUUCGUGUCCGACAUUGUACUGACAGGGAACUGAGCUACAUCAUUGGUUUGAUUCUGUCAAAUAUCAAUAGAGGAACUAUAGAUGAUGACUCAAACAUUGUAUUUAGUAUUCUUGGUUUUCCUCCUACAAGUACAGCUUAGUUUUUCCCAACCUCUGGGUAUCAACAGUGACGAUGAGCGAUGCGGAGCAGAGGAUUACACUUUUAUUCUGAAAUCGCUUUUGGAUAGCAAAUUAAGCGAUUUGGAAAAUAGACUGAAUGAACAAUCCUCGCAGAGAAUUCAAAAUCUCGAGACACAGAUGAAACGACUUACAAAUUGUCCUCGGGGCUGGAACAAGCAUGGCAAAUCAUGUUAUAUGUUAAACACACGGAAUUUAACAUGGACAGCUGCUGAUAAAUUCUGCCGAAACCUGUCUGCGAAAUUAGCUGAAAUUGGCAUGAAGAGUGAAAACGAUUUUAUAGAAAACAUUUUGAAAAAUAACUCGGACACAGAGCGGGCCUGGUUAGGCGGUAUACGUGCGGCAAACGGAGUUUCCUGGAUCUGGAGUUUUUCAGAAAUACCACUGAGCUAUAAGAAUUGGGGCAAGGGUGAACCCAAUAACGCAAAAGGAACCGAGGACUGUUUGGAAAUAGAGGGAACAAGAAAUAGACGCUGGAAUGACACGCCAUGCACAUUUUCAGCAGCGUCUUUAUGUGAAAAAGAAUUGUAAUACUGUACAUGUUCAUGUUGUGUGUUUGUAUGUAUGUAUAUAGGUAGGUGGGUGGGUGAGUGCGUGCGUGCGUGAGAGAGAGAGAGAGAGAGAGAGAGAGAGAGAGAGAGAGAGAGAUGUCUAUUUUGCUUUCUUCUCAAAUUCUGUUUUCAUUACGAUAUAAAGGGAAAUUUACUGUGAAAAGAUAGGAGAAAAUAACGAACAACGAUCAAUGAAAGAUGAAAAUAACGAACAAUAAAUCUCUUAAGUUCUAUAAGCAAUACAAAAUAGAGAGUUGGGCAAACAUGUACACUUAGAUAUAUAAGGGAUCAGGUGCCUAGGAGGAGAAAGCAAAACUUGUUGACUGGUCACACCCGCCGUAAGCUAUAGAUCUUGAUCAUGUAAACGGAGUAAUCCGUAGUCAAAAUCCGUGCGCCAAGAACAGCCUAAAAAUCGGUAUGAAACAUGUCAGGGAACAUUUGGCCCAAUGAUAGGUUGUACUGGCAAACUAGAUCGCUUAUACCGACUAUAGAAUUUUAGAAAUGCUGCCUUUAAACGAGACUGUUGAGACUCCUGCACAAUCAACUUGUUUGUCAGUAGCCUGAAUCGAUUUAACAACUUAUCAUACGCAGAACAAGCUCUUGUGUAUCGAAUCAGUCGAAAGAUAUAAACGCCAUGUACAUGCUUACUCCUCCUAGGCACCUGAUCCCGCCUCUGGUGUGUCCAGCGGUCCGUAUUUGCCCGACUUUCUAUUUUUUAUUGCUUAUAGGAGUUAUGAGAUUGAUCACUGUUCGUUAUCUUCACCUUGCAUCAUAAAGUUGAGUAAUUAGUUUGAUGUUAAUUUUUAUUUUCAAUAAAAUAUCUAAGUAUGAAGCAGAA
Molecule: messenger RNA, 1607 nt
Organism: Ostrea edulis (European flat oyster)
Lineage: Eukaryota; Metazoa; Mollusca; Bivalvia; Ostreida; Ostreidae
Product: galactose-specific lectin nattectin-like
Exons: 6
Coding region: 123-749 (208 amino acids)
Molecular function (GO): signaling receptor activity
Source: RefSeq, a predicted model, not a curated record